GAAAGCUCAGCAGCCGCACAACCCGGAAGCGGAAGUAGAUUGCAGGUUUCCGCUUGUGCCUUUAUUGUUCGCGCAUAGUUUGGAGUGUCCGACGGGCAGCCCGAGGGCUAACGUAUCGUCAGUUAUCUCUGAUGACUGGUCUGGAGAAGAGCUGCACGUGCUAACGUGGACGACAUAUCAACGCUCUCCGCCAAUCAAAGCGGAGGAUGCGCCACAGCACGUGACCAUCCACAGGUGGUCUGUAGACAUGGAAGCUCACGGAGCCGGAAGGCAUGUUGUAAUGGCUACGAGGCAGGACGUGCGCGUCCGGGAGGUCGGCUGCCAGUGGGAGAGCCCCGUGGAGCAGCAGAGGGAGGCGGGCUGCCAGAGCGAGCCCACCCCCACCGCAGAGGCCGGCGUACAGGUGGACCUGCUCGGUGAACCGGCGUGCUCGGGACAGUCAGACUUGUCUGCGCUGCUGCUCAGCUGCCACCCUGCCGACUGCAGCCCGGUGCUUCAACACAGCUCCACCAACCGGACCAGAACCAGAACUGUCCGACCUGCUGUCAGACUUUUAGCUGAACCAGUCCAGACCAGAGCCAAAGUCCGCAAGAGACUUGUGCCUCAGAGUUCUGAUUCAGCAGAGUUGAGUCAGCCGAGCCAGCGCCGCCAUCGCAGAGCCACUGAAGUACCGCAAGAAGAAGAGGACAUUGGUGAUCCUCUCUGGACUCCAUCGGAAGGAGGCGUUGACUCUGUGUCCUCGGGUGGGGAUGUCAUUCAGCCAGACUCCCUGCAUGGAUCUCUGCAAGUGGUGAAGCAGGAGCUGGACAGCACUGUGUGUGACGUCUGCGGCAAAGUGAUGAAGAACAAGUCCAGCCUGGCGCGGCACUCCUUCAUCCACACAGGGAAGAAGCCUUUCUCCUGCCAUUUGUGUGAGCUGCGCUUCAACCGCCGCGACAACCUACAGCACCACCUCAGCCGCCUACAUCCCGAUGGCGUGGCCAAGCUGGAGAAGCAGCGCUCAGCCACGGCCUGGCUUUGUGCCGUCUGCGGGAAAACCUUCAGCUGCAGGUCUCGGCUCCAGACCCACGAAGUCAUCCACUCGGGCAUGAAGCCGCAUCGCUGCGACCUUUGCCCCAAAGCUUACAUGAGAACCAAUGACCUGGAGCACCACAAAAAGGUGGUUCACUCUGACACCACCAGCAAACCACAGAAGCCAAGUUCUCUGCUCUGCCACCUCUGUGGCAAAGAGUUCAAGUGCCGCUCGCAGCUCGCUGUGCACUUCCAGACACACUCGGGUGAAAGGCCGCACCUCUGUGACAUCUGUGGCCGGAAGUUCAGCCGGCAGUACCAGCUGAGGCGCCACAAGGUACUGGUCCACACGGGCCUUGGUAACGGUGAGGAGAAUGUGCCACCUGACGCAGCGUACACCUGCAGCGUCUGUGGGAAGCGCCUGAAGACCGAGGCUCUCCUGCUCGCUCACACUCGCAUCCAUUCAGGUGACAAGCCGCACCGCUGCAACGCCUGCCCCCGCAGCUUCCAGAGAGUCGCUUUCUUGAGACAGCAUCAUGCCCGUGUGCACCUGAGGGUUAGAGCCAGCGAGGUGCAGCCUGCUGCUCGCCGCAGGAGAAGCAUUGCUGAGAGUGACUCCUUCCCCUGCCCUGUGUGCGGGAAAGUGUUCAGGUUCAGAUCUCUGCUGGCCAGCCACGCCCUGAUCCACAGCGAUGUGCGGCCUUUUGACUGCGACAUCUGCAGUCGCAGCUUCCGCCGCCUUAGCCACCUUAAGCGCCACCGCGAGGUGGUCCAUGAUAACGGUGCACGCCUGCCCGAGAGCUUUAUCUGCCAUAUCUGUGGCGUAGACAAGAAGUGCCGCUCGCAGCUAGCCAGACACGUCAUCAUCCACACAGGAGAACGGCCCUUCACCUGCGACCUUUGCCCAGCACGCUUCAACCGCCGCGGCAACCUGCAGCAGCACAAGAGGCGUAUGCAUGGCACAGAACAGCCCACUGCUCAGGAUGUCCCGGCCAUUCUAUUUGAUGAAGAACAUGGCUUAGCAUGCAGAGAGGAAGAGGCUGUGCACACUCCCGACGGGACCGGCGGGUUUGAGGACGCAACAAACAUUGAGCUGCUAGAUGCUACAUGACAGCAGUUCUCCUUUAAAGUCACAGAAAUGUCAAAGCUGGUCUGUGGAGUUACAAAGACUGAGAGCUAACAUGAUCACAUGAUCUCCAAUCAUCAAAGGUUCCACAAGAUUAAAGACUAGCAGUCAGCAGUUGUUGAUCUUCAGGUAGACAUUGGGUAGUGAUUGGGGGGUGGUGCUCUGAGGCUGAUGCUCUGCAUUCACAGGACACGUCACCGCUCAUUAGUUCACGCCUGAACCAGGACGCCACUCCAUCUGGGGUAACUUGCUAACUAGCGUUGGACCUGCUGAUUGAGGUCUAGACUGGUUUCAGCAAUAGAUGGGGUCAGGAAGAGGAGAAUGUCAAUAAAAAACUGCAAUCAAUAGA
Molecule: messenger RNA, 2486 nt
Organism: Oryzias melastigma (Indian medaka)
Lineage: Eukaryota; Metazoa; Chordata; Actinopteri; Beloniformes; Adrianichthyidae
Product: zinc finger protein 436
Exons: 3
Coding region: 248-2122 (624 amino acids)
Biological process (GO): regulation of DNA-templated transcription
Molecular function (GO): RNA polymerase II cis-regulatory region sequence-specific DNA binding; DNA-binding transcription factor activity, RNA polymerase II-specific
Source: RefSeq, a predicted model, not a curated record